Messenger RNA from Cricetulus griseus (Chinese hamster), 600 nucleotides. Lineage: Eukaryota; Metazoa; Chordata; Mammalia; Rodentia; Cricetidae. The record is from RefSeq and is a predicted model, not a curated record.
AUGGAUGUGGGUAGCAAAGAGGUCUUGAUGGAGAGUCCACCGGACCACACAGCAGGUCCCAGGAGCCAGUUCCGCAUCCCCUGCUGCCCCGUGCAUCUCAAACGCCUUCUCAUCGUGGUUGUGGUGGUGGUCCUUGUUGUCGUGGUGAUUGUAGGGGCCCUGCUCAUGGGCCUUCACAUGAGUCAAAAACAUACUGAGAUGGUCCUUGAAAUGAGCAUCGGAGCACCGGAAACUCAGAAACGCCUAGCCCUGAGUGAGCACAUGGACACCAUUGCUACCUUCUCCGUUGGUUCCACUGGCAUUGUUGUGUAUGACUACCAGCGACUCCUGACUGCCUAUAAGCCAGCCCCGGGUACCUACUGCUACAUCAUGAAGAUGGAUCCAGGGAGCAUCCCCAGUCUUGAGGCUUUUACUAGAAAAUUCCAGAACUUCAAGAUUGAACAUAUGUGUUCUUUCCAGGCCAAGCCCUCGGCGUCCACCCCUAAGCUGGGUCAGGAGGAAGGGCAUGGCAUUGGUUCUGAGUCUUCCGGGAGAGACCUGGCAUUCCUAGGCCUUGCUGUGAGCACCUUGUGUGGAGAGCUACCACUGUACUAUAUCUAG